Molecule: messenger RNA, 4513 nt
Organism: Peromyscus californicus insignis
Lineage: Eukaryota; Metazoa; Chordata; Mammalia; Rodentia; Cricetidae
Product: cyclin-dependent kinase 2-associated protein 1-like
Exons: 1
Coding region: 96-404 (102 amino acids)
Cellular component (GO): cytoplasm; nucleus
Source: RefSeq, a predicted model, not a curated record
UCACCAACAUAGUAACAGGAAUUAACAAUCAGUGGUCAUUAAUAUCUCUUAAUAUCAAUGGAAUCAACUCAACAAUAAAAAGACACAGAUGGCACAUGCCCGCCGCCGCCGCCCUCAACGCCGGAAGUGUCCACUCGCCUUCUACUGGCAUGGCGACAUCCUCCCAAUAUCGCCAGCUGCUGAGUGACUAUGGGCCACCAUCACUAGGCUACACCCAGGGAACUGGAAAUAGCCAGGUGCCUCAGAGUAAAUAUGCAGAGCUGCUGGCCAUCAUUGAGGAGCUGGGGAAAGAGAUCAGACCCACAUAUGCAGGGAGCAAGAGCGCCAUGGAGAGACUAAAACGAGGCAUCAUUCAUGCCCGAAGCCUGGUUCGGGAGUGCUUGGCUAGCCCCUGGCCAAUGUGAAGGCCCAUCUCGCUACCCCAUGGAGAUGAGAGGCUUUGUUCAAGAUGGCAGUAGCUUUCCUGCCUUGGUCAUUAAGCUCUGAAUCCACUUUCAUAAGAUUGGAAGACAUUUUUCAGUUACUGAUGAUGUGCAUUUUAAGUAGUUAGGAACGAUCCAGAUCUUUUUUUUUCCCAAGCAUUGAUUUGAAAGAUGUUUGUGAAGCCACUGCACAGCAAGCUAUUGUUUGCCCCCAAAUACCAGUGUCCCCUUUAAUCUCCCUUUGGAUACAUUUGCCAUGUGCAUCACCCCAGUCGACUUCCUGUCCAUGAGCUCACCUGCGUCUGCGGACUCGAGUGCAAGCCACAGCGUGUUUGCUUAGUAGAUGGCCGGCCUGUGUGCAGUGUAGACCCUGCUUCAUGAGCUUCUCUGCUUACGCGUUUGCAUGACUGAGUGCUUUGAAGUCAGUCUCAAAAACGCACAAGUUAUAAAUACAGAAGAAAGAGCAAUCUACCCAGCCUACCAAGCGCCCUGCAAAUGUCCAUCCUGAGACUGUAGAUCUCAGUUCCGUGUUUACUGUGAGACGAUCACAACAUCUGGAAGAAAAUGACUGAAACUUGCAUCUUUGUAUUUAUUACUUGAUGUAAUAGAGCUUAUUUUCAUUAAAAAAAAGACACAGGCUAACAAAAUGGAUAUGAAAACAGGAUCUGUUCUUUUGCCACAUACAAGAAACACACUUCAACAUCAAAGAUAGACAUGACCUCAGAGUAAAGGGACCUAACAAGCAAGCUGGUGUAGCUAUCCUAAUAUCUAAAAAAAAUAGACUUUAAACCAAAAUCAAUCAAAAAAGAGGGAGAAGGACAUUUCAUACUCAUUAAAGGAAAACAAAUCCACCAGGAUGACAUCUCAGUUCUGAACAGCUAUGCCCCAAAUGCAAGGGUACCCACAUUUGUAAAAGAAACAUUAUUAAGCUUUUAAGCUUAAAUCACACACCAAACCCCACAUGUUAAUAGUAGGAGACUUCAACACCCCAUUCUCACCAAUGGACAGGUCAUCCAGGCAGAAACUAAACAGAGAAAUAAUGGAACUAACAGAUGUUAUGACUCAAAUGGACCUAACAGAUAUCUACAGAACAUUUCACCCAAACACAAAAGAAUACACCUUCUUCUCAUCACCUCAUGGAACAUUCUCCAAAAUUGACCACAUACUCAGUCACAAAGACAAGUCUCAACAGAUACAAGAAAAUUGAAAUAGCCUCCUGCAGAUUAUCAGACCAAUAUGGAUUAAAGUUGGAUUUCAACAACAGAAAUAACAGAAAGCCUGCAAACUCAUGGAAACUGAAGAACUCUCUAGCACUGGGCCAGGGAAGAAAUAAGAAAGAAAUUAAAGACUUCCUAAAAUUCAAUGAAAAUCAAGCCUAACAUACCCAAACUUAUGGGACCAAAUGAAAGUGGUGCUGAGGAAAAUUGAAAGCACUAAGUGCCUACAUAAAGAAAUGAGAGAAUUCUCAUACCAGAGACUUAACAGCACAACUGAAAGCUCUAGAACAAAAGGAAGCAGACAAUCCUAAGAGGAGUAGAUAGCAGGAAAUAAUCAAAUUGAGGGCUGAAAUCAAUAAAAAGGAUCAAAGACAACAACACAAAGAAUCAAUGAAAUGAACAGUUGGUUCUUUGAGGAAACCAACAAGACAGAUAAACCCUUAUCCAAACUAACUAAAAUUCAGAGAGAGAUAGAGCAUCCAAAUGAACAAAAUCAGAAACAAAAAGGGGGACAUAACAACAGACACUGAGGAAAUCCAGAGAAUCAUUAGGUCCUAUUUCAAAAAGCUGUACUCUAGAAAGUUGGAAAAUCUAAAAGAAAUGGAAAAUUUUCUCAAUAGACACCACUUACCAAAAUUAAAUCAAGAUUAGAUAAACAAUUUAAAUAGAUCCAUAACUCCCAAGAAAAUAAUAGAAGCAGUCAUUGAAAGUCUCCCAACACCCCCCCCCAAAAAAGCCCAGGGCCUUCAAAUUAUUCCACAAAAUAGAAAGAGAAGGAACAUUUCCAAAUUCAUUUUAUGAGGCCACAAUCACCCUCAUACCCAAACCACACAAAGAUAACACAGAAAGGUAAUCGCAGACCAAUUUCUCUCAUGAACAUAGAUGCAAAAAUACUCAAUAAAAUACUCACAUACUGAAUCCAAGAACACAUCAAAAAGAUCAUCAACCAUGAUCAAGUAGGUUUCAGCCCAGAGAUGAGGGGAUAGUUCAACAUAUGAAAACCUGUCAACAUAUCCACCAUAUAAACAAACUGAAAGAAAAAAUCCACAUGAUAAUCUCAUUAGAUGCUGAAAAAGCCUUUGACAACAAUCCAACACCCCUACCUGAUAAAAGUCUUAGAGAGAUCAGGGAUAUAAGGGACCUACCUAAUCAUAAUAAAGGCAAAUUCCAUGACCCAUUUCUUCUAUCCUUAACUUUAAAGCUAGAACCAUGUGGCCGAAGCUGCCAAGUUCUGCUGCUUGCUGGGGCUGGAACAUGGCCCCCUUGUUCAAUUAUAUCUUCACCAGCUUUCUAUCCUUCACUGCCUAAGCUUGGCUGUCCUGAAACUUGCUCUGUAGAGCAAGUUGGCCUCAAACUCAGAGAUCUACCAUCCUUUUCCUUCCAAGUGCUGGGAUUAAGGUGUGUACCACCACAUCUGGCUCUAAGCUUUUCUUUAGUUACUUUUCACAAAUUGGAAAUUUAGCUGGGUGGGAUGUUGCCCUGAGGUCAUCACUCCCUUUAUUCCAUUUCUUAAUCUGUUUAUCUCCUUGAACACAGGAUUUAGCUACAUUCCACUUCCUGGUGCCCCUUUUCUCAAUCUGUACAUUUUGUAUUUUUAUGUGCUCAGCUUGCUCCUUUUCAUUAUAAAUCUUCAUUAGAGUUACCACUAAUAACCACAGGACAGAGUGAUUAAUUAAUUCCUCUACCAAAAGAAUUAAUCCAAAACUCUUCACUUUAGCCUCAGACAGACUUUUCAGACAAGGGCAAAGAGCAGCCACAUUCUUCACCAAAACAUCAUAAGAAUGAUCUCUAGGCCACAUACUAAAAUUCUUCUCCUCUGAAACCUCUUGAGCCAGCCCCCAACUGUUCAAAUAACUCUUAGCACCACUAUCUUCCAUGCUCCUAUGAGUAUGGCCCAUUAAGCAGUGCUUAAAGCAUUCCACUGCUUUUCUAAUCCACAGUCUCAAUGUCCAUAUUCCCUUAAACAAAAACAUGCUCAGGCCUAUUACAGCAAUGCCCCAUCCCCUGGUACCAACUUCUAUUUUAGUUAGGAUUUCUAUUGCUGUGAAAAGACACUAUGACCACAACAACUCUUGUAAGAAAACAUUUAGUUGGGGUGGCUUACAGUUUCAGAGGUUCAGACCAUUAUCAUCAUGGCAGAGAUCAUGGCAGCAUGGAAGCAGACAUGGUGCUGGCUACAUCUCUAUCAGAAGGCAACAGGACAUCAACUGCGACACUGAGCAAAGCUUAAGCAAGAGACCUCAAAGCCUGCUCCCACAGUGACACACUUCCUCCAACAAGGCCACAACUACUCCAAAAAGGCCACACCACCUAAAAGUGCCCCUCCCUAUGAGCUUAUGGGGGCCAAUUACAUUCAAACUAUGACACCUUUAGACAUUUGAUUUUUGACACCAAACCAAAAUUAUAGAAUGGAAGAAAGUAAGCAUCUUCAAUAAAUUGUGCUGGUCUAACUAGAUGUUGACAUGUAGAAGAAUGUAAAUAGAUCCAUAUCUAUCACACUGCACAAAACUCAAGUCCAAGUGGAUCAAAGACCUCAACAUAAAUCCAGAUAUACUGAAUCUGAUAGAAGAGAGAAAGGGGAAUAGCCUUGAAUGCAUUGGCACAGAAGACCACUUCCUGAACAGAAUACCAAUCACACAGGCACUAAGAUCACAAUAAAUGGGAUCUCAUGAAAAUGAAAAGUUUCUAUGAGGCAAAAGAAACCAUUAAUAGGACAAACUGGCAGCCCACAGAAUGGGAAAAGAUCUUCACCAAAUGCAUAUAUGAACGAGGGCUAAUAUCCAAAAUAUAUAAUGAACUCAAGAAACUAGACAUCAAAAAAUCAAAUAAAACAGUUAAAAAAUGGGGUACAGAUCUAAACAGAAUUCUCAAUAG